This is a messenger RNA of Prorocentrum cordatum, 408 nucleotides long. NCBI's taxonomy places the organism in Eukaryota, Dinophyceae, Prorocentrales, Prorocentraceae. The record is from the annotation of a GenBank genome assembly.
AUGGACCUUCACCUCGAGUUGGCGGCGGCCUUCCAGGCCACGACCGUGGAUGCGUUCGCCAGCGACCCCUCGAAUCCGGUCCGGCGGCUCCUCGACCCGUUCAUCCACCGCUCGGUGCAGGCCACCAACGACAAUUUCCGCCUCCUCUUUGACUACAAGGCUGCGGAGUUUUCUUUGGCCCCGCUGCCCUACGACGAGCAGCUGAAGCUCAUCGACGAGUCGAUCCGCGAGAGGCCGCUCAACUUGGCACACCUUGACAUCUCGGAGUCAGACAGAGAGAGAGAGCCCAAUCAAAAGACUCGCAGACAUCAUGAGCACAAGGUGUUUGGAGGCUCGGCCAGAUUUCUUGGGUCGGCGGCGCCAGAGGCGCGAUGUGUGUGUGUGUGUGUGUGUCCACCGCCGUCCUGA